ACCCACACACCAUGUCUCAAUUCCAGCAUCUACUGAUUGCAGUGCAACAGCUCUCUGGUAAAGAUAUACCUAAAACAUUUUGUUCUGAAGGUAGUCGUGGUCUCAAUGAAGAAAGCCAAUGUAUCAUGAAAUGGCAUUACUAGCAGGGAAAGCAGAAUCCGACUUCACUUCCUUUAGGAUCAAAAACCUUGACAACUUGUGUGAGGUUCGGACAAGGAAAGGGGUUUUCUACAAAACAGCCAAGCUUCUACACCCAGGUGAAGAACGACGUUAUCGUGGACAGGUGGAGGACAGAACGCGGCAUGUAAUUAUCAAUGUUGGAGGUAUCAAAUACAGGAUCCCGUGGACAACACUUGAAGAUUGUCCAUUGACUCGGCUUGGGAAAUUAAAAACUUGCAAUAACUAUGAUGAAAUAAUGGAUGUCUGUGAUGAUUAUGACAUUAACUGUAAUGAGUUCUUCUUUGACCGCAAUCCUUGUGCCUUCAGGACUAUUAUGACAUUUUUGGCAGCUGGGAAGCUAAGGAUACUGCGUGAGAUGUGCGCUUUGUCCUUCCAAGAAGAGCUUAUAUAUUGGGGAAUAGAAGAGGAGCAACUGGAAUGGUGUUGUCUAAGGAAGCUGCAACAAAAGGAAGAGGAGCUUGCUGAAGCCAAAAUGUAUGAAGGUGAAUUUGAUAUCUCAAAAGAGAAUUCCCAAAGUGCCUUGGAGGACAGCGGGCGUAUAGCCCAUUGCAUGAAACAUCUCAGGGACAUGGUGGAAAACCCUCACUCAGGAAUUCCUGGGAAGAUAUUUGCCUGCCUGUCAGUCUCCUUUGUGGCUAUCACAGCUGUCAGCCUCUGUAUCAGCACUAUGCCGGAUUUUAGAGAGGAGGAGGACCGGGGAGAAUGUUCCCAGAAGUGCUACGACAUCUUUGUGUUAGAGACGGUUUGUGUGGCAUGGUUUUCCUUGGAGUUCAUUCUUCGCUUCAUCCAGGCAGAAAGGACGUGCCUGUUCCUGCGAACGCCACUCAACAUCAUAGACAUGAUGGCCAUUUUGCCUUAUUACAUCACACUAAUAGUGGAUGCCAUGUCCGAGGAAAAAAAACCAGGAGUAGCUGGAAACAACUAUUUGGAGAAAGUGGGGCUGGUACUUCGUGUGCUGCGAGCCCUACGUAUCUUAUAUGUUAUGAGACUCGCAAGACAUUCCCUAGGACUUCAGACAUUAGGCCUCACAGUCCGAAGAUGCACUAGAGAAUUUGGGCUCCUGCUCCUCUUUUUAUGCGUUGCUAUGGCACUGUUUUCCCCUCUUGUUUAUCUAGCAGAGAAUGAACUUGGUGCCAAGCAGGAAUUUACUAGCAUCCCUGGGAGUUAUUGGUGGGCUGUAAUCUCUAUGACAACAGUAGGGUAUGGAGACAUGGUUCCUAGAAGCAUCCCAGGACAAGUAGUUGCACUGAGCAGCAUACUAAGUGGGAUCUUGCUCAUGGCAUUCCCAGUUACCUCCAUAUUUCAUACUUUUUCCCGUUCCUACACAGAAUUAAAGGAACAACAGCAGAGAGCCAGCAGACAGUUACACAGGCUAGAGGAAAGAGAGCAGAGUACGGUGCUGGAUUCCUAGGAACGAAGGAGAGAGAUCUGAUGACCAGAUCCCAGGGAUAACAUAAGUAUUCUGUAAGAGUUUGCUUAUACAGUUUUAUUUUUAAAGAUGGGAGUUCUACAAUGAUCAGAUAAGCAGACACAUAAAACACACAUUUAUGGAAAGUUCGUACAUAUGUCACAGAUUUUGAUUGUUGAUACCAGAAGCUCUUUCCAUCAUAAUUGCUCUUUGACUUUUUGUUAUAUGACUAUAUUAAAAAUGGGUACGGUUUUCCUCAUCUCUUCUGCAUUGACAUUAUUUUACCAUAAUAUCAUUGGACAAUUAUUUGAAACAAAAUGUAGAAUUGGACUGUUUUUGCUAUAGCUUUGUUGGCUCUUUUAAAAUGGAACUUGAUUGAGAUAAUAUAACUAUAUUAUUACUAUUACUACUUUAGAAUUGAAACCAUUUCCUCCUAUUUAAAAGAUGAUGCUUUAACAGAAUUCUGAUACGUAUAUUUGUAUGUGGGAUUAUUGGGAAGGACCUUAUAUUUUCACAUGUUGCACAACUGUUUGUAUGCUGUAUAACUUAAUAAAAUGACGAGCUGCAUACUAGUAAAAAUGAAAUAGGAAAAAAAUUACUGAUUGGUUGUUUGCAUUUUCUCCCAUUCAGAAUCAGCUACAAUUUAUGUCAUGGUUAGUGACCAGAAAAAUGCAAUAUUGCUGUAAAAUAUCAUGCAAUU
This is a messenger RNA of Pelobates fuscus (common spadefoot toad), 2288 nucleotides long. RefSeq names its product potassium voltage-gated channel modifier subfamily G member 2 (gene KCNG2). The record is from RefSeq and is a predicted model, not a curated record. Gene Ontology annotation, biological process: protein homooligomerization; potassium ion transmembrane transport. The coding region runs from base 119 to 1591 and encodes 490 amino acids. Gene Ontology annotation, cellular component: membrane; voltage-gated potassium channel complex. NCBI's taxonomy places the organism in Eukaryota, Metazoa, Chordata, Amphibia, Anura, Pelobatidae. Gene Ontology annotation, molecular function: voltage-gated potassium channel activity; protein binding. The transcript is spliced from 3 exons.